Molecule: messenger RNA, 3825 nt
Organism: Fomitiporia mediterranea MF3/22
Lineage: Eukaryota; Fungi; Basidiomycota; Agaricomycetes; Hymenochaetales; Hymenochaetaceae
Exons: 12
Coding region: 1-3825 (1274 amino acids)
Biological process (GO): mitotic spindle assembly
Cellular component (GO): mitotic spindle; cytoplasmic microtubule; microtubule organizing center
Molecular function (GO): microtubule binding
Source: RefSeq, a predicted model, not a curated record
AUGGAUAGUCACGACCUCGAAAAGCUCAUAUCGCAAUGCAAGUCUUCUGACGUAGACGCGAAGAUCGACGCGGUCACCAAGUUACAAAAACUGUUCGAGACUGGCUUGUCAGACGCAGACGGACUCGUCAACGCGCUCAAGGCAUGUCUUCGGACAUCCAACCAACAUUUAACAUCAGCCACGCUUGCCGCUCUUCCUCCCUUCUUUCCAUUGAUAACAACAGGCAAACUCAAUGAUCCGGAUGACUCCGUCGAUGUCCAUAUUCUGCGUCAGAUACUGACUGCAUUUCUGCCCAGCGGUGGGCUACUUGACCGUCUCGGUGACAGGAGCGAACGUUCUCGCGAGAAGGCACGAGAGUCGAUGGUUGUCUUGGGAGGGCUGGCAUUACGCAACUCGCCAUCGUUGUUGUCUCUAUCGGCGUCUUCCAAAAGCAGAGAUGCUGGGAAAGGUCCUGAGACGCCUUUAAUGAUCUGGGAGCGGUGCCUACGUGAAGGUGGCCUGCAAAGCAAAGUUUGGAGGGUUCGAGAACAGGCUAUACUUACGCUUGUGGAUGUGCGUCGUGUUCAUCCGAUGCUCCCACUCAAACCCUACCUUUUGCCGUUAGUUGAGCUUCUUGAAGACACAGAUGGAACUGUACGGGAAAGCGCUCGUCAAGCUGUGGUGGAGCUUUUCACUGGUCCAACUGUCACCGAUGCAGCUCGCGCAGAUUUGAAGAAGGAGAUGACGAAGAAGAACGUUCGCAAGACAAUCGUGGACUCGGUGCUCCAGAAGCUUAUGUCCGGUGGAACGCGUCCAGCCUCAGCGGCAGGCAGUCAUGGACAUAGCGAAGCAGGCUCUGAACCGAGUGAACCACCAGCGAAGAAAGGGUAUAUUCCACCGAGCCUCAAACUUCAGGGAAGACAACCGACUUCCUCAACGACACACAGUACUUUGAGCGGGUCAGGCAGCAAAGCGACGAGCAUUGCUGAUAUAACUAGCCGGCCAGCCAGUCGUCUUGGUGGUGACCUUCCUGCAACUCCGGUAGCGGAGCCUAGCGAUGUGGCCGCGGUAUAUGUCGCAUCUGUAAAGGAUCUUGAAGAUGAGUUUACCGGCAUGUUAAAACACUUUGAGGGUAAAGAAACCGAGCACAACUGGGCGGGUCGUGAAAGAUCAAUACAACGAGUCCGAGGUAUGCUGAAAGGCGAAGUGCACAUUCGAUAUUUCGAUACGUUUCUUGGUUGCCUUAAGGCGGAUUUUAUUGAUGCAUCUUUCAAAACGCUCGCAAGCCUCAGGACAACCGUGGCCGUCAAUACGUGUCAUUUAUAUUCGGAAAUGGCAACUUCAUUGGGCUCCGCCAUGGACGGUUUCUGCGAAGCAAUCUUGACGCGCCUAAUCAGCAUGGCCUCGCUCACAAAGAAGAUAGUCGCAAUUCAAUCUCAACAGGUCGCAGACGUCGUCGUGACAAACACAACACCACAUCCGAAAAUGUAUCUGAAUCUCAUCUGGCAUGCAGUGCAGGACAAAAAUAUUUCGUCCCGCCAAUACGGCAUCAAUCAUCUGAAAGUGUUUUUGGAAAUACAUGGACAACGCUGCAAACACAUUAUAGAGACGGGCGGCUCACAAGACGUUUUGGAGAAAAUCUUCAAGAAGGCUCUGGGAGACAGCAAUCCGGGAGUUCGUGAGAGUGCACGAUCAACCUUUUGGGCCUUUGAGGGUAUCUGGCAGGAAAGAGGAUCAGUUUUAAUGGCUUCUCUCGAUGCAACGGCAAAGAAGCAGCUAGAGAAAGCAUGCCCUGAAGCAGGUAGGGUGACUGUGCCGGUCACUCCACAAGUCAAGAAGAGCAGUGUUGCCGCUGCAAUAGCCGCGAGUCGUGCAAAGGCAAAAGCAAUUGCCAACGCUCCUCCAUCAUUACGCCACCAAGCAACAUCAGCGUCUCAUAUACUUCAAAGAUCAACGUCACCUACGCCAAGGUCGCUAUCGCUAUCCCAGUCCACACCGUCUCCGAAGGAAGGCCUUUACACCAUACGCAGGCCUUCCGGUACUCGACCGCUAUCCCCGUUAUCCCCUCCAGCUCGGAAAUCGACAUCUUUCUCACCUACAUCAAGUUCUUCCGGAUAUCCUGUAUCCCCUGCAGUACAUAAUCGCACGCGCUCGACCGAAGUACCAGCGUCACCUAGUGCAGUCCAUAGGCGCUUUGCAUCUGCACAACUCAGUCCUCCCUCGUCACCUUCCGCUCGCGACUCUUCGGAGACUACGGCAAGGGCUGGUUUGCCACCUCGUAACAGUUUGGAUGGUGCUUUUGCGCUCCCGCCAUCUCCAACACGCCAACACAGGUCAAGGGUACCUUCUUCACCUACUAGGAUACCAUCUCCUACUAGACUAUCACAUGCUGGGCGAAGAUCUGACAUUCGCACUUCCCUCUUUUCAUUUGCGAACAGCACCCAGAAUAUGAAUGGGGCGGACCAAUCUUUACUCCUUGCUCAAAGUAUACCGCUUCCACAGGACAGCGACUCGGACGACGAUUCCCAUAUGAUGUCCUUCUCGACCCCCUUCGAGAAGUAUCAUAUCUCCGCCCCAAAGACCAAUACUUCGAGUCUCUCGGCUGGAUCGCCUCCGGCAAGUGCUCCCAAGCCUAUCGUCGAAGACGCUCUUCGUGCUAGAGCAGAGCAGGCAGAAAGUGCUGCAGAACGACUUUUGGAGCUGAAUGAGCCUGAUGACGAGACUUCCAUUUCUCCCAUACCUCCCUCACUUCUUCGAUCGAACGGCGACACUCCUAAGGCGAGCGCUCCGCUGAAACCGAGGUCUCUCGACUUGACACCGUCAACACCGACCAACAAGAAAACAGCUCUCCUUCGCCAAGCCGCUUCGUUUAAAGAUAGUCCUGCAAACAAGAAAUCAUCGUCGCUAGUGGAUAUCCUGCGCGAACGCAAGCAUGAGACUGGCUGGUGGUUGAAGCGCAUAUCUCUCAUUGAUAAAGGGAGUCCCUUGAAGGGAAGUGAUCAGGACACCCUGUUCAAGGAGCUGAAGCAGUGUAUAUCUGACUUAGAAGAUGGCAUGGCGGAUGCUUCCACGCUGAAGAAGCUAGCCUUGCUGUGUUCUGAUAAUCCAGUUCACGACGAUUCACUUGACAUGGACCGAACGAUGUGGAGUAAAGAGAGGAUAUUUGAUCGGAUGUUCGAUGCAUUGAUGAAGUUUUUGACACCAGAGAAGACUGAAGAGGAGCUCGAGUAUGGCUUGAUUGCACUCUGGGAAAUCCUUGAAAGCCAAGCACCGCUCGCCGAGGGUCGUGAGGCAGAAGUCUUUACUCAUUUAUUACAGAUUAGAUUCUGUAACAGUAUAAAUGUACUGGAGGCUACGAACACCAUUCGAGAUGCACUUGUUGCCCGCAUUGAUCCGGUCUACGGAUUAACGAUGUUGCACGCUAGUUUACGCACCUUCCGCGCGGAACCUCUGGUCGACACCGCAAAGCAAGAGGAAAAGUCGGCGUCAUAUGCAUUCGGCUUGAUUGCGCUCGGUAAAUUUAUUCUACGUUUACCAGCUGAGGUCUUGGAAGAUGAACUUUCUCGUCUGAAGACGACCUUAACAACUGCAUUGAGCGAUACGACUUCCCUUGUCGUUCGUGAGUCCGCAGCGACAUGUAUAAUCGCUUCUCAGCUCGUCUUGCGCGACGAAACGCAUCUCUUCACCCUCCUGGACGGUCUUCCAGACGAAAAGAAGAACCUUCUUACAUAUCUUUUUGAUAAGCAUGGUGCGCGUGGGAACAAAGAGGCGAGCGGAACCGAGAGGCUGGAGAAAGAGAUGCGGCGUUUGGACGGUCGUACGAACACGCCUCCACGACCAAAAUGA